AUGGUAUCACAACCUUUUUUAGAACAAUUUAAGCAUAUUUUCGAAACUUUAUUAUUUCAGACUGAUGAAGAUAGUGGUGUGGUUUUAUUUGAUUGUUCCGUAAGAUUAUAUUGUUAUGCUGAUAUUGAUUCAAUGUGUGCUGCUGAAAUAUUGAAAAAAUUAUUUUUCCAAGAACACGUCAUUUGGACCUUAAAACCAAUAAGAACUUACGAUGACUUUGAUAGAAGGGAUUUUAAACCAAGUCCAGAUACGAAAUCGUUACGAGCUAUAAUUUUAUUGAAUUUUGGAUCAAACUUGGAGCUUGCCAGAGAGUUUGAUCUAACAGACAAUCCGCACGUAAAUAUUUAUGUGAUCGAUAGUCUCCACCCAGUCAAUUUGACAAACCUUUAUGAUAGAAAUUCUAAUAUAUUUAUUGUGUAUGACGAAGAGUCAUCGGAAUAUCCGGAAUAUAUAACGAAGGCUUUAAAGAAGGAAAGUGAAGAAGAGUUUCAAUAUAAUUCCGUUUUUACAGAUGAUUUCGGACGUCCAAUAACAUUGGAUGAGGCAGACAAUAUCGAAAAAGAACCUAAAAGACGUUAUGGAACUUCAAUUGCGUUAAUGACGUAUAUGCUUGCUUCAAAACUUCUGCUCAAGGAUAAUAACAUGUUAUGGCUAGCGAUAAUCGGUCACACGAGCUUAUAUAUAACCAAGAGACUUCCUUUACUAGAUUAUAAAAAUCAUGUAGAUACUUUAGAUGCGGAAGUAAAAGAACUCAAUGAUUUAUAUAUAUCAAAUCGUCUACAUAGGCAUAAAGCUAAAAUGUCAAGGGAAUAUUUUCCCGCCAUGGAUGUUGAAGUUGCGAAUCGCUUGGCUGAAAUGAUAAAUUCCGAAGGACCAAAAUAUAAAUUUGACAUACCAUUAUAUGAUGGUUGGGCGAAAUUCUAUGGUUAUAAACUUCCAACGUUCUCGGCAAGCGAUGCUGUCUAUGGGUUAAUAACCUUACUGAAAACUAAACCAUCUGCUUCAGUUGAAUUUGGGGUUGAAAUUCAGUGGGUAAAUGAUUUUAAAGGCAAAUUCGAGUGGCUAAAUAAUUUUCACACUGCUCUUGAUGCCUUAGACAGUAAAAGCGGAUGGAUACUGUUAAAGGCAUCGAUCGAUCUAAGGAAAAAACUACAACCGCUUAUUAUAAACGGUGGAGCAAGAGAUUAUUGCUUAUUUUUUUAA
This is a messenger RNA of Funneliformis caledonium, 1203 nucleotides long. Lineage: Eukaryota; Fungi; Glomeromycota; Glomeromycetes; Glomerales; Glomeraceae. The record is from the annotation of a GenBank genome assembly.